Molecule: messenger RNA, 534 nt
Organism: Arabis nemorensis
Lineage: Eukaryota; Viridiplantae; Streptophyta; Magnoliopsida; Brassicales; Brassicaceae
Source: the annotation of a GenBank genome assembly
AUGUCGCUUUCUGGUUAUAACUUCGUCGUACUAACAAUAUUCUCUAUCUUCUUAACUCAAGCCUAUGGCUUACCAGAUGUAGAGCCAAUCGAUGAUGUCCAACCGGAGGAAACGCUAAGGAUUCACAACGAGAUUAGAGCUGCGGUCGGGGUGGCUCCAUUGGUGUGGAACGAAACCGUAGCGGACUAUGCACAGAACUUCGCAGACGAACAAGCCGAAGCCGGAGUUUGUUCGUACGACCAGAUGAGACAUUCUGAUGGACCCUAUGGCGAAAAUAUCGCGGCAGGGUGGGUCCAACCUACUGACCAAAUGAGUGGUCCGAUCGCGACUAAGUAUUGGUUGACGGAGAAGCCUAAUUACGAUCAUGAAACCAACCAGUGCAAAGAUACUUGUGGGCACUAUACUCAGAUUGUGGCCAAUCAAUCGACCGCUCUCGGUUGUGGCUCGUUUCGGUGUCAUGAUAAUGAGUUGAUUUAUAUUGUUUGUGAUUAUUAUCCUAUGCCAUUGGGUGAUGCGAAUACGCGUCCCUAUUGA